GAAUCAUAAAUACAGGAAGAGCAACAGAAAGUUUUUUGGCCCAUAAGGAUGUUUUAUACACCAUAGUUUUCAGGAAUCUGUAUAUGAAAAAAAAAUUAAAAAUGGAUUAUGACUUCAAGAUGAAAGCCACAGCAGAACGAACAAAAGUUGAAGAUUUAUUUGAAUAUGAAGGAUGCAAAGUAGGUAGAGGAACGUAUGGUCACGUGUACAAGGCUCGUCGGAAAGAUGGUUCUGAUCCUAAGGAUUAUGCCUUAAAACAAAUAGAAGGGACUGGAAUUUCAAUGUCAGCAUGCCGAGAAAUUGCAUUACUCAGAGAACUAAAACAUUCAAAUGUCAUCCACCUACAACGUGUAUUUUUGUCUCAUGUAGACCGCAAAGUAUGGUUGUUAUUUGACUAUGCUGAACAUGAUCUUUGGCACAUAAUUAAGUUCCAUCGAGCAGCAAAAGCGAACAAAAAGCCUGUAGCCACUCCAAAGGGAAUGGUUAAAUCUCUUCUAUAUCAGAUCCUUGAUGGGAUUCACUAUCUCCAUGCCAACUGGGUUCUUCACCGGGAUUUGAAACCAGCCAACAUUUUAGUAAUGGGUGAAGGUCCUGAAAGAGGUAGAGUAAAAAUAGCUGACAUGGGCUUUGCUAGGCUUUUCAACUCGCCUUUGAAACCUCUGGCUGACCUUGACCCUGUUGUAGUAACUUUUUGGUACAGAGCACCUGAACUUCUCCUUGGAGCUAGACAUUACACAAAAGCUAUAGAUAUAUGGGCCAUAGGUUGUAUAUUUGCAGAACUUCUUACAUCAGAACCUAUAUUUCACUGCCGACAAGAAGAUAUCAAAACUAGUAAUCCAUAUCAUCAUGAUCAACUUGAUCGAAUAUUUAAUGUCAUGGGAUUUCCUCAAGAAAAAGAUUGGGAAGAUAUUAAGAAAAUGCCUGAACAUGGAACAUUGUUAAAAGACUUCAAGAAGACCCAGUAUUCCAGUUGUUCAUUGGUAAAGUACAUGGAAAAACACAAAGUGAAACAAGACAGUAAAGCAUUCUUGUUGCUGCAGAAGUUGUUACUAAUGGACCCUACCAAAAGAAUAACAUCAGAGCAGUGUCUUCAAGAUCCAUACUUUAUGGAAGAUCCUCUUCCAACUCAAGAAAGGGAGGCUGUAACCUGGAGAUAUAACCUGACCUACCAUUGGAGGACACUGCUGUCAACCUUUAUGCACAAGGUGCAUCUUUACAACUAUAUAUUCCAUGGACAGACCAGAUGUUAUCUUCAUUGGAAUGACAAAGAACAAAGUGUUUUUGCUGGGUACCUCAUUCCAUAUCCCAAAAGAGAAUUUUUGACAGAUGAAGAACAAGAAGAUAAGUCAGAUAACAGUAAAACUACAGCAGUGAACAACCAGGGUAAUCAAGAUAACAACAACCAUGGACCAAGUGCCAAACGUGUACGGAUGGCUCCACCCCCAGCAACCACAUCUACAACAUCUACUAAUCAGUCACAUGGUUUGGGGGGUGGUGUACAACAAAGUCAACCUACUAUGCCUUUCACAUCGGCAGCCAACAACCCACAAACUGCGGGAGCAGCAGGAUUUCCACAGCAUUUCUAGUCCUCAUCAUCUGUGAUAAAUAAUUUGCUUCCAGUGCUCGGGUUCAUUGUCAAUGGGAGGGUUUAAAGGUCAUAUUAAGAAACAUUCCUAUCCGUAUGAAGGUUUGUUCUAAAUAUACUAGAUAUGUUCAACAUAUCUAAUAAUCCAUAAAAAAGGCAGUGUAAGAAAAUAAAAAGCAGAAAGUAGUGAAGUAAGACAUUGAAAACUAAGAUCUGUUUCAUAUUAUGAACUGAGAAUUUGUAAAGAUGUGUAGUUGAGUUUCUAUUUUUUUUAAUUGUUAUUUUAAUGUGAAAAUUCUACAAUGUAAAUAAAACAGUAGAAAGCUGCCUAAAUGGGUGGUUGUGCUUCAUAAAAUGAACACAGUUUUAUAUCUUAAUUUAUGUUGGUAAUCAAACUUAAUUAAUUUUUCUGCUAGAAUAUUUCAAAAGAAGUGAAUAAUGUCAUUUUUGAAAUGAGACAAAAUCUGAGCUUGGUUAACCAAACUAAUCUUCAGUUGACAAGAAUUUUAACCUGAUUUUCAAGAAUCACUUUUGACAUGCAUUCUGAUUAUAAAGUCUUUGUUGAAGACAGUUAUCUCAGUAUUACAUAUUCAGAAUUUGUUAUUAUGAUUCUGUAAAUCUAUCUGAAAUUUAUAUAUACAACUACUGAGCUAUGGUGAAAGAGGGAAUUAAAAAGUAUUAAGAUCUGUCAACCAAACCAGGUUUGUUCAGUUACUUGAAAUAUAAUUUUAUGAGUUUAAAAAUAUGUAUUGUAUAAUUAUGUGUAAAGAAUAUACAAAAAUUGAAUGUUCUACCAUCAUGAACUUUUUAUUUCAUCCAUGUCCAAAUAAUGUGUCUUUACAAUUGCAUGAGAAUAUUUAAUUCAGAAAUUUGAAAUUUGUUAAAAAUUGUGGAUACCUUAUUAAGAUGAUUGUUAUUAUGUAAAGCUGUGAUGUUUUAAAGAGGGCUACUGUAAAGAAAUUUGAGCAAUUUAGUAGUUAGAUGAGCUAAAAUAAUACUGAGGAUUAUUUGCACAUUAUAAGAAUGAUGUUGUAGGUCCCUGCUGCUUUUGGAACUAUUUUCUUUAUCAUUCAGUCUAUCAAGUCUUAUGGCCAUGGUAAUAUAUUGUUGUCUGAUACUGUAACAAGCAUAUGCAGAGGAUGGCAAGGUUAGUCUAUAUUUUGAAAAACACAAAAGUCCGUAGAUUAAAUUUGUUUUUUGUUUUUUAAUUGGAGGGUUUUCAUUUGUAACCACAUUGUUUUUUGGUGUGAAUUCAGAGUCCUUUGUGCUGUUCUGAUUGCUCUGGUAAACAUUUUAUUUUUCUUUCAUGGAGAAAAUUGAUGGCCCCCUUCUUCAAAAUGUUUUCAUUGGAUUUAGAUUUCUAUUUAACAAUCUAAUUGUAUGAAUAUCCUUCCUUGAAAGGCACUGUGACAUAUAUUCCAACCACAAGUCUACAAAUGGUGGCAUUGCACAAUCAAAUAUUUGGGAAUUCACAGUGAACCCGAUACAUAGAUGCUAUUCAUGUUACCUGCUGUGCUUUGGUUUGCACCUACAGCAACACAUAUCAACAUCAGCAUGCAGAUAGCACUGAUUUCCUCUAAGACUGACAAGAGAGGUCAUCUGUAUAACAGGAGAUUUGUCAAAAUAUUUACUGUGAAAUAGUUCCGUAUUUUCUGACUGACUGAGUUUGUGAGAAAUAAAGGGAAACUGAACACAACUGUACAAUUACAACUAAACAGUGAUAAACUGUGCUUUAUUUGCCACAAUGUACAAUUGCCUUUACUGGAAAGUUAAGCUUGAAGUUGUUCUAACUUAUUCAGAUGAAGUCGUAAGCAAGUCUAACUUUGUUGAGAUCCCAUUCUAUAUUGAAUAAAUAUUACAUUAUGUAGUUAACUCAUUAAUGUCAGACUUGCACAGAGUGAUUAGUGCCACCCAAAUGACUGGUCACUGGCAAUGAAACAUAAGAAUGGCCAUUACUCCAAGAGAUCACCUGACUGCCAGUAGAAAAGACAACUGGUAACUUUGUAUACUACAGAUCGCCUUAUUGAAAUUUAAAAAAAGGUACUACUCUAGGUAGAUAACACAGAACAAUAGGUAGCAAGAGCAAAAGGAAAUUGGCAGCUGUCUUUACCAUAGAAGUCUAAAGAUGCUGUUGUAGGUGAAUCACACAGAGAAAUAGGAAGUUAGAGCAAAUGAAACUUAAUGACUUUCUUGACCGACGUGUUAUGUGGAAACUGCAAAUACCAGCACAAAUAAGUUUUGAAAAAUUCCUGUGUUAAUUCAGGGAGGUAGAAAACAUAUGGUAUGUUUAUAUACCACAGGAAAUCAUUCUUAUAAAGUGUAUUUAACCAUCCAUAUAGCUGAAGUAAAUGUUUCAAAAAAUCAUGUUUUCCCUUUUACCAAGUGUAAAAAGUAAAUCUAUUUAUUGUAGACUUUCAUCAUAGUACAAAUAAUAGUAUGGAAGUUUCACUAGCAGUAUUUUUUGUAUCUUUUUUAUUUCAUCACAUUGUGUACAACAGAGUUCUUCUCAAAAAUUGUUCUAUUUUAUAAGAGUUGAAAAGUUUUCAUGGUCAAAGGUACAAAAGAUAAUUUUUAACAACUAAUUGGAAAACUAGUACUAAUAACUCAAACCAGACACACUAUGG
Limulus polyphemus (Atlantic horseshoe crab) is the source of this 4209-nucleotide messenger RNA. RefSeq names its product cyclin-dependent kinase 8-like. The record is from RefSeq and is a predicted model, not a curated record. Gene Ontology annotation, biological process: protein phosphorylation. Gene Ontology annotation, molecular function: ATP binding; RNA polymerase II CTD heptapeptide repeat kinase activity; cyclin-dependent protein serine/threonine kinase activity. NCBI's taxonomy places the organism in Eukaryota, Metazoa, Arthropoda, Merostomata, Xiphosura, Limulidae. The transcript is spliced from 16 exons. The coding region runs from base 84 to 1586 and encodes 500 amino acids. Gene Ontology annotation, cellular component: nucleus; mediator complex.